Messenger RNA from Mugil cephalus (flathead mullet), 3466 nucleotides. Its product is annotated as E3 ubiquitin-protein ligase TRIM21-like. The transcript has 2 exons. Gene Ontology annotation, molecular function: zinc ion binding; protein binding. NCBI's taxonomy places the organism in Eukaryota, Metazoa, Chordata, Actinopteri, Mugiliformes, Mugilidae. The record is from RefSeq and is a predicted model, not a curated record. The coding region runs from base 577 to 2349 and encodes 590 amino acids.
UAUUAAUGGGGCAGUUACUUUAUCUACUUUCAAAUUCCUGAUGAAACUAUAGGCCAAUCUUGCGGCAAGUGAUGAAAGUAGGGUUUUUUCAGCACGAAAGAUAUAUGUGAUAUUUUGUCAAUAUAGUGAUUAAUCGAUUAUUAACAUGACCAACUAGUGCUUAAGAAAAUUGUAUAAAAUGUGCAUCCUAUGUGGUAGUAUUUCAUAAACAAGAAAGUUAUUAAAAUAUACAGUGCAAGUAUAAUUUUGAGUCUGUUCUUUUGUUGGUGUUCCAGAUACCUUUCCACUAACGUCUGUCUCUAAUUACAGCAUUGGGAACAAAAAAGGCCCAGGGAUAAGGCAUAGAUUGAUAUGUCUCUCAUUGUAUACAAAAACUCUGUCCAUUUGUUACCAUUUGUGUCCUUGUUUUUAAUGCCAUAGAAUGUCUGAGAAACUAUGAAAUUUGAUGAAUGAAAUGGUACUUUGGCAGGAAAUCUCUCUCACAUUUACACACACGCAGAGGCAGUCUCUUCACUGGAUGGAGGCGGAGCAGCAGUGGAAAGAGGGGGAGUGAUUCAGGUUUUCAUUUCCUUGUUUAUGACUCUGAGCAGCUCAGAGCAACUGCAGAUCUGUUACCGAUAUGAUUCUCUUUGUUUGAGGAUUAAAACUUCAUCAGGAUCGUCAAGGUUUGCUUCUACAGCAUCUCCUUACUACGUCAUCAACAUGUCAGCGACCAGCUGCCUGCUGUCUGAAGAACAGUUUCUGUGCUGCAUCUGCCUGGAUAUUUUUAAUGAUCCUGUCACUAUACCAUGUGGACAUAACUUCUGCAAAAAGUGUAUUACGCAGCACUGGAAUAUUAACAGCGCAAAGUGCCAGUGCCCAAUGUGUAAAAAACAUUUUACUACGAGACCUGAGCUGCCUGUAAAUACUUUCAUUUCUGAAAUGGCAGCUGAGUUCAGGCAGUCAGUUGGAAAAACAGCCAACAGCAUUUCAGAUAUACAAAUAGCCAAAGCAGGAGAAAUCCCCUGUGACGUCUGCAGCGGAACAAAACUGAAAGCUCUGAAGUCGUGCCUGACUUGCUUUGCCUCCUAUUGUUGCAUUCACCUAGAUCCUCACCAGACAUCUGACCGCCUGAAAACACAUUUGUUAACUGAUCCCGUGGCGAACAUGGAGGCCAGGGUGUGUGCAAAGCACAAAAAACCACUGGAGCUGUUCUGUAAAACUGACCAGACAUGUGUGUGUUCACACUGCACGGUUUCAGAGCAUGAGGCACACAGUAUUACUUCUCUGAAAGAUGAACAUGAAGCAAAGAUGGCUGAGCUACAGCAGACAGAAACUAAAAUCCAGCAGACGAUCCAUGACAGACAAUUGAAAAGCCAGCAGAUUAAACACUUGAAAAUGCACAGUAAGGAAGAUGCAGAGAGAGAGAUCGCACAUGGCGUUCAGAUCUUCACCAGCCUAAUGCAGACUGCAGAGAGAGGUCUGAAUGAACUCAUUGAGGUGAUUGAAGAGAAGCAGAAGAGGAAGGAGGUAGAGGCAGAUGGCUACAUCAGAGAACUGGAACAAGACAUCUCUGCUCUGAAGAAGAGAAGUGCUAAUGUGCAGGGGCUGUUGCAAACUCAAGACCAUUUGCACUUCCUUCAGAACUUCACAUCCAUGGCUGCUGCCCUGAGCACCAGGAACUGGGCAGAGGUCACUGUACGUCCACCGUUAUAUGAGGGGACUGUGGUGGAAGCCAUAGCUGAACUGGAAAAGAUGCUUCACAGAGAGAAAAACCAGCUGCUGCGUGUGGCCCGGCUGAAGAGAGUCCAGCAUUACGCGGUGGAUGUGAUUUUGGAACCUCACACAGCUAACCCAUGGCUCAUCCUUUCUGAGGAUGGGAAACAGGUUAGAUGUGGUGAGGUGAGGAGGAACCUGCCAGACAAUGAAGAAAGAUUUUCUCUUUAUGCCAAUGUCUUGGCACAGCAGACUUUCUCUUCUGGAAGAUUUUAUUAUGAAGUUCAGGUUACAGGGAAGACUGACUGGACUCUUGGAGUGGCCACUGAGUCAGUGAACCGGAAAGGAAUAAUCCCACUCAGCCCUGUGAAUGGCUACUGGGCUGUGAGUUUGAGGAAUGGAAACGAGUACCUAAGUCUAGGCAGCCCUGUGCUCAGCCUUGAUCUGGAGUCGAGGCCUGAGAGAAUGGGAGUGUUCGUGAGUUACGAGGAGGGACUGGUCUCCUUUUUUGAUGUGGAUGAAGCACUCCAUCUGUACUCAUUCACUAACUGCUGCUUUACUGAGAAACUCUGUCCUUUCUUCAGUCCCGGUCUUCAUCAUGGUGGUACCAACUCUGCACCUCUCAUCAUUUCACCUGUCAACCACAAUGAUUAGAUUAGACAUGAAAUGAUUUUCUACAUUUGAAAAGAGGCAGUUAAAGGAUAAAUGUACAGAAUGAGAUUUGCCAAACAUGACGAGUAGAGAGCGUCAUUAUUUCUCCUGUUUUCGCGGGAUGCUAAGAGAUCCCUUCUGUGCUUCCCGGUAAAACUUGAUUCCAGAGGCAUCAGUUUAACUUCUAAAUGUACUGUAAGUGUUGUACUAGCAUGGAAAGAAGACUCUGAUGAGUUACAUCAGGAAGUCCAAUAUGAAUGGGUGGAAAUACUAUGCAAACAAAAACAACUUGUGUAAAAUGGUUUCAUGACAAAUAAUUGUGAAACUAUUCUUUAAAGGAGCAAAAGUUUAGUGUGAUCUAAACUCACACAGUGUUACUUUAAGUCUAACCACCACAUUUAAACUUUUGUUUAUACAAAUUCGCUAAUACACCACAAAUUUGCUUAUAAAACCAUGAAAGUGUGCUGCACAAAGCUGUCUUCCUGUUCCCAGCACAGUAAACACCUGUGCUUGUUGUUGUGAUGGACCUCUGGCUGACCAGCAUCAGGAAUAGCACCUGUGUGCAUUGGUUGCAUUUAUUGCCACAUUGGUCAUUCAUCAGCUUUUGGGUCAAAAAAAAAUCUACAAUGUCUCAAAUGUUAAUUAAAAAGGACAUAAUUUUGUUAUUGCUGCACUUCCCCUUCCCUUAUACUCUGUUAUUGUGUGUUAUAUGAUGAAGAAUGUUGGCUUUUUUGCUGACCUUUGACCUUGCUGCCAUGUUUUACACUCUGUACUGGAAUAUAUAUACUGGAAUAAAUCGACUUUACUGUUUUUUAUUAUUAUUUUUGUUGUAAAUUUGAAAGGGAUACACUUUGCACUUUGUCAUACUCUAGGGAAAGUUCCAAACAAAUGUCUUGCCAACUCAUGUCAAAGAGUAAGGGUGGUAAAGCACCAUGAGACUGUUUGUAUUAUUAUUGAUGUUAUAUAAACACAAUUGAAUUGAACUGAAGUAAUGUAUGAGACAAUUAAUCAACAAUACAAUAAUUGUGUCAUUGUGAUUGUAAAGUGCUUUGAGUACCAAGACGCUGAGUAGUAGACGCUACAUAAAUAAACAAGACCAGUUAUCUGUCUACCCUCCUAA